GCCCAGUCCAGCGUCUCGUUUUGUUUCCCUCGUUUCUUAGAUUCAACUACGGUGCAGCGAUUAAUCACCAUGGCUGGACAAAAAGGAAAGAAGUCUUCUUCGACGAAGUCCUCUCAGGACAAGAAAGGGGCUAAGCCUACACUCCCUCCCACGCAACUUGUCGCUGCGGUCGAUGCCUUCCUGACGGAGUUUGGAUUCUCCAAGGCUCGUGAGGCAUUUGUCAAGGAACAGGCGAGCAAAUCGAUCAAGGGCGAUUCCAAGAACGUGCCGUCUUUGGUGGAGGUUUUCAAGACCUGGGAGGGCCAGGCAGAUGGGGCGAAGACGACCAGCAGCAGCGAUGAGAGUUCUAGCGAUUCGGAUGUCGCCAUGGACGAUGCGCCCAAGUCUAAGAAACAGUCCAAGAGCUCCUCCUCUUCCUCUUCCUCCUCGAGCUCCGAAAGCGAUGCCGACGAUGAGGAUGAGGACAAGGCAGCUGCCAAGUCCCCUGCGAAGCCGAACAAAUUGAAGCGCAAGGCUGAAUCCAGCAGCUCCUCGUCUUCCGAGUCGGAUUCCGAGUCUGAUGAAGCCCCCAAGAACAAGAAGACGAAGCUGUCGGGUAAGAAGGAUGCUAGCUCGUCUUCGUCUGACUCGUCCUCGGACUCUUCCUCCGACUCGGAAUCUUCGGACAGCUCUUCUAGCUCUUCUUCCUCUUCGUCUUCUUCGUCGUCUUCGUCGUCGUCGUCGUCGUCGUCGUCGUCUUCUUCGUCUUCUUCCUCCUCUUCCUCUUCCUCUUCUUCUUCCUCCUCUUCGUCUUCGUCUUCCGACUCUGAUUCUUCCUCCGAUUCCGACUCCGACGAUGAUAAGAAGACCCUGAAGAAGGCCGCGAAGACCCCGCUGCCUCCGUCCGACUCUAGCUCCAGCGGGUCCUCCUCCAGCUCGUCCGAGUCGGAUAGCGACAGCGGCAAAAAGGACAAGAAAGCGUCGUCCUCGAGCGCCUCCAGCGAUUCCACCACUACGCUCCAGGACUCUGACAACGCGGCCCCCAAAUCCGCCGAGCAAACCACUUCUUCGAGCGCCAGCCCCGCCCCUGGCAACGGUCCCGGCAAGAAGAGACACACCGGCGCCCGCCCGACCCCCCUGGCUCUUCUCAGCGAGCAGGCCCACGACCACCCCUCCAACGAUUACAUCUCUUACGCCUACGCCGAAAAGGCCUACAACGACUUGUCGGUCACCCGCGGCAAGGGCUUCACGAAGGAGAAGAACAAGAAGAAGCGCGGUUCCUACCGCGGCGGUCCCAUCGACAUGAGCGGCGGCAAGUCCUUCAAGUUCGACGACUAAGUCUCAGCCGUCCUCCUACCGAACUUUUGUCGAAGCGGCAGAUUGCAUCUGAUGAAGCGAAGCGUCCUUCCGUCCACGAUCAUCAAUACAAGUUUCACCAAAAGUUAUUUUCUCGAUUAGACGAAUAGAUCUAGAUCUACCUAUUUAGAUCGUCUAUACUUUUCAAGCAAGGCGCUGAUGGAGCUGGGAUUAAAAAACCAAAGAAAAAAAGACAGACAGAAUGAAGGAAAGAGAGAACGAACGAAAGAAAGAAACGUUUUUACCUUGUCAUAUAUAGUUUUAUUAUGUCGUUUUACCUUUACGCGCACUGUGUUUCGUCAAAUACCAUUUUUUAUCGUGCUUCCA
Messenger RNA from Aspergillus candidus, 1662 nucleotides. RefSeq names its product nucleolar and coiled-body phosphoprotein 1 family protein. The transcript is spliced from 2 exons. The record is from RefSeq and is a predicted model, not a curated record. Lineage: Eukaryota; Fungi; Ascomycota; Eurotiomycetes; Eurotiales; Aspergillaceae. Bases 70 to 1317 code for a protein of 415 amino acids.